UGUGUGCGCACGUGCGGUUCGCUCUCUUUGCAACAUGUCGGAAAUAAAAAGAGGUGGACACCGCGAACAACUUCAAGAGUUCAUAGAGAGCUAUAGAAGCGAAACUUGCCUUUGGAUGACCAAAUCUAAAGAUUACCAUGAUCGUAACAAAAAAAAUGCCGCCUACCGCAGGCUAGUCGAAAAAUACAAAGUUAUCGACCCAAAUGCCAACAGAGGCAUAGUGGUUAAGAAGAUUAAUAAUCUCAGAACUAACUACAGAAAAGAGCUUAAGAAAAUAAAAACAUUGUGCAAUUCGGGGGCAGGGACUGACAAGAUUUAUACUCCUCGUUUAUGGUACUUCGAGUUGCUCAGUUUUUUAAACGAUCAACGAGUACCGAGACCAUCGAUAUCGAAUAUAGAUGAUGACGAAAAUGAGAAGCAGUCAACCGCCAGCAUCGGCUCAACAAGCAACGAACGAGACACACCAACUCCGAACCAUUCUGACGGCGACCGAGACACACCAAGACUGAAGUACGAGUAUUUUGACAUGGACCAAGACACAUUGACCCCGAACCGGUCUGACAGCGACCGAGACACACUCACACCAGUAUCGGAACGUAGUCGGCCAAGACUAGGAAAAAAUACAUUAACCGAAGACGUACUUAAGUCCGUAACUGAUCAUUUUAAACGGCCUAAACAAUCCGAUAAUCGUUUUGAAGUUUUUGGAAAAAAUAUUGGAAUGAAACUACAAGAGUUACCAAAAGAACAGAGAAUCAUAGCAGAAAAAAUAAUUAACGACACUCUGUUCUUAGCUGAAAUGGGCAGCUUAACUUUGCUACACACUGUAAGAAAAAACGACGACUUUGCCGACACUAGUUUUUCCACUCAAUCACACUCUCAAAACCUUUAGUUACACUCAGCCACACACUCAAACCCUCUUCACUCAGCCACACACUCAAAACCUUUACACAACCACACACUCAAAGCCAAUAUCCCUUACAAGAUAUUAGUAGCACUAUGAAUCCUCAAGUGUCAAUCCCAUUACAGCCUGAUUAUGAUGCCCAAUCUGAUAAUACAAU
Messenger RNA from Cydia strobilella, 1058 nucleotides. RefSeq lists its product as uncharacterized. NCBI's taxonomy places the organism in Eukaryota, Metazoa, Arthropoda, Insecta, Lepidoptera, Tortricidae. Bases 35 to 889 code for a protein of 284 amino acids. The transcript is spliced from 2 exons. The record is from RefSeq and is a predicted model, not a curated record.